Ailuropoda melanoleuca (giant panda) is the source of this 4958-nucleotide messenger RNA. It is a transcript of the gene RPUSD4, whose product is annotated as RNA pseudouridine synthase D4. Gene Ontology annotation, molecular function: pseudouridine synthase activity; RNA binding. The transcript is spliced from 7 exons. Gene Ontology annotation, biological process: pseudouridine synthesis. Lineage: Eukaryota; Metazoa; Chordata; Mammalia; Carnivora; Ursidae. The coding region runs from base 15 to 1148 and encodes 377 amino acids. The record is from RefSeq and is a predicted model, not a curated record.
CCCUUUUUGACAAGAUGGCGGCGCCCAGCUGUAGUGCGCCGGGCCUCUGGGUCCGGGGUUCCAGGCAGCGUUUGGGGAGUCUCUUUAGUCUCGUCUCAAAGCCAUUUUGUUCGGCCGCUGCUGCGUCUGGGACCGUGAGUGCCCAGCGAUUAGCGGAGAAGCUCCGAGCCCAGAAACAGGAACAAAAGACGAAGAACCAGCCGGUGCCCACAAGCCCUGUUCAGCGGAGAGUGCAAGAACUAGUGCGGUUCACACAGCAGCUCCAGCGAGUCCACCCCAACGUGCUUGCUAAGGCUCUAAGCCGAGGGAUUGUGCACCAGGACAUGGAUCUCGUGGUCAUCAACAAACCUUAUGGUCUUCCUGUGCAUGGUGGCCCUGGGGUCCAGCUGUGUAUCAGUGAUGUAUUGCCUAUCCUGGCAAAGAUGCUUCAUGGCCACAAGGCAGAGCCCUUGCAUCUGUGCCACCGGCUGGACAAGGAAACUACAGGUGUCAUGGUGUUGGCCUGGGAGAAGGAAGUGGCACAUCAAGUCCAAGAGUUGUUUAGAACCCGUCAGGUGGCAAAGAAGUACUGGGCCGUCACUGUGCGUGUCCCGGUGCCCCCGGCAGGAGUCGUGGAUAUCCCUGUCAUCGAGAAGGAGGUGCAGGGUCAGCAGCAGCACUACAAGAUGACGCUGUCCCCAAGCUACCGCAUGGAGGAUGGGAAGAUGGUGAGAACGAGGCGUGACCGGAAUGCACAUACAGCUGUGACUCAGUACCAGGUGCUAAGCAGCACGCUGUCCUCCGCCCUCGUGGAGCUCCAGCCCAUUACCGGAGUAAAACAUCAGCUUCGAGUUCAUCUGUCGUUUGGACUGGAUUGCCCAAUCCUCGGUGAUCACAAGUACUCUGACUGGAAUAAGCUGGCCCCCCAGAAGCUGUCUCUUGGUACCCUGAAGAAACUGGGGCUGCAACAGGCAAAGGCCCGCCACAUCCCCCUUCACCUGCACGCCCGCCAGCUCAUCCUGCCGGCCCUGGGCUCCAGGAAGGAGGAACUCAACUUGGUCUGCAAGCCUCCUCGCUACUUCGUAUGCUCCCUGAGACGCCUGGACUUAUGGAUGCCAAGUCAGGAUCAGAAUGGGGACGACGAAGCCGGAUGUGUGCGGGCACAGUGAAGACCGCUGGGCUGUUUGGCCCCUGAAUCCUUCACUUUGUUUAAUGGACUCUGCUAACUUCUCACUUGGGACAGAGUCCAGAAGAGCCAGGUGUGGGAAGUGGAAGAAACGCAGCUGCUUCCGGCCGGGCUUUUACAGGACACUAAAUUCUGUUUACUGAGACUUUGGCCAUGCUCUGGAAAAACCCAGUCCCUAAGUCUCCCUGCCUCCGAGUCUCCUUGCCCAGAGGGAAGAGCACCCAGGACCAAGCAGAUUGGGUCAAUAAUAAGGAAAGGAGAAACUUGAGCACAGAAUCUGUGCUCAGAAACUGUUUACAUCCAACAAUAAGGCUCAUGAUCUGUCAGGAAGCUUGCUGUGGUUGGAAAGAGCACAUGAUGGUUAUCUGACUGCUAGAGAAAUUCAGAAGCGUUAGCCACUGUGCUCAUGGACAUUCAGGAUCUAUUAGCAAAACCUCUCUGCUCCACUUGUUUUGUCUCGGACUUUGUAGGCCCCUGUCCUAGAACGCAGGGUUCUCUCCCGCUGCAGCAAGAGCCUUACCGCAGUAGUGACUGGAGCCUGCAAAGGGGUGUUCGAGGAAAGCAGAUGGAAAUGGCAGGCCCGUUCUGAGGCCCUAGUGGGGAGCACACACACCGUCCAGAGAGGGCAGUUGUGAGCUCCAGCUGGGUAUUGCUCUGUGGGACAAGGUUUUCUUACUUUUUUUGGAGAGUCAGAAAAACCCAGAUACAGUUGAGCCUUGAACAGCAUUGAGAGGGUUGGGGGCACUGACCCCCCGCCUUGUACAGUCAAAAAUCCAUGUACUUUUGACUCUCCCAGAACUUAACAACUAAUAGCCUCCUGUCAACCGGAAGCUUUACCAAUGACCUGAACAGUUGAUUAACACAUAUUUUGUAUGUUAUAUGUAUUAUAUGCUGUAUUCUUACAGUAAAGUCAGCUAAAGAAAAGACAGUGUUAUUAAGAAAAUCAUAAGGAAGAGAGAAUACAUUUACAGUUCUGUGCCGUAUUUAUCGAAGAAAAUCCACGUAUAAGUGGCCUGCAGAGUUCAAACCCACUCUUGGUGGAUCAGCUGUAUUUACGUGAAAGCUCCAAGUGUAUUGCUCACUAAGUAAAAUGUGUGAAACACAGCUGUCCCCAAACCCAGGUGGUCACCAAGUCUGCCCUGUUUCCCUCUAGAACCCCUCCUCUGAAGAUGUGCUUUCCUCUGUACCCCUACCACCUCUUCCUGAGCACCAGCGUCACCCCCCACCCUUGAACUAGAAUCAGAUCGUUGCCACCAGAAACCAAACACAGAGGGGAGUGUUAAGACCAUGCCCCGGUCCCCAAGGUCAGAGCAGGGCAAGGUGGUUCUAACUAGGACAGGGACACGGCAAAACACACCCGUAUUUCUUAAUCUGCUGCCCUUGGCUCUGCGGGCUUCCGGGCUGCUGUUAGCCAGAGUGCCUGGUAGAAUAUAAAAGAUACAGCCUAAUAUCCGUGCUUGCAGAGCAUACCGUGGGGACGCAGACCCCUUUUCCCCAGUGGGGUGGAAAGUGCUGCUUGGUGCAAUGUAAUGCGAACACUGACGACCCAGGGUCAGGCCAGACUUCAAAGGUAAGGGCACAGUUCUCCACGAGACUCCUCUCCAGACACCAGCUGCAAGCUCAGGGGUUCCCAGGCAGCCCCCCACCCUUCUCACCAGUCUAGGGGAGGAAUGUCCUCAACCUGUAACUGGGGUUCAAGGGGUAUAAGAGCAUCUGGCUCCAAGGGUCCCAAGCAGACCAGGUUUAGCCCAAAGGCAGAGAGACAGGGGCAAAGAGGAGUGGUGGAGAAACAAGAAAGGAAUUCAUUUCAGUGAGGCCAACAGCAGGAAGACAGCAGGCUCACGUCACAAAGGCUGUCUCUGAAGUGCCGAAAACACAUCCAGGUUUACAUAAGGAAAAUGCGGGUCAAAGGACGGUGGGUACAUGCGGGUGGGCAGUGAAGGUCAGGUUGAUCGUUGUCUUGGGGGCAAUCACAUGGGGUCUUGCUGGUGUCAGGACAGUUGUUACUGCUUGAGGGGGUAGUCUUGGUUCCCACCAGGGGAUUCUUUGCCCGCAGGGUCGUUUGUCUGAGUUAAGAGAUAAGGUGCAAAGAAUCAAGAAAUACAGACGGGUUGACAUGGGGAUAGCUGAAGUCCUCUUUCAAACCCUCUUAAGUCCCUCACUGGGUCUAAAAAUUAAACUGAUACAAUAACAGGAGAUACACAUACAAAUUUAUGUGAUACAAGUUUUAUGUGGCAUGGGGGUCUUCAGAAGACCCCCCCCCAAAAAAAAACAGACUUGUGUAUUUUUUUUUUUAAAGUAGGCUCUGCACCCAGCAUGGAGUCCAAUGUGGGGCUUGAACUCACAACUCCUGAGAUCAAGACCUGAGCUGAGAUCAAGAGUCGGAUGCUUAACAGACUGAGCCACCCAGGUGCCCGAGACUCACAUAUUUUUCUGCUGGGUGUGAUGAGGAGUGGACAGUCAUGGAAUAUGGCGGAUUAAGGAGUGUGAGGUAAUUAUACACUGAGGGAAACUUAGCAAAGCCUGUUAGGAUUCUUCUUGGCAUCUCAUUGUCUUUGGACAAAGGGGCUUCUCCUUUCCUUGGGCAUAGAGAGGGGACCUCUCAAGGGAGGUUGUGACCUGUUUCAGGGAAGGAUGAGGGGGCAAAGAGGUCAAAGUGACCUUCCUGCUUCUGCCAUUUUCUCAAACUUCUUCAGCUUAAAAUAUUCAGUAUGCCAAGGUACCAUAUUUUGGAGUAACGUUUCCUGAACCCCAUUGCCGAGUAGCUAUAAAUUCAGGGAUUCCCGCUCUUCCCUCAGGGUGAGUAAUUCACUUGGAACAACUCCCAGAACUCAGGAAAGUGCUAUACUUACUGUUUUAUUAAUAGCAAUAAAAGGAUAGAAAUCAGGGCCAGCCAAAAGGAAGAAAGGGCGAGGUCUCAGAACGUCCCAGAACUUAAAGCUACCAUGCCCCCUGCCCCCCAGGAGUCAGGACACAGCACACUCUUCACACCUGGUUCUGUAUUACCAACCAGGAAGGUCACUCACGCUUCCACGUUGAGUCUUUAUUGAGGUUCAUCCUUCAGCAUGAUUGAUUAGCUCACUGGCCAGAUGGUCAAACUCAAUCCAGUUCCUCUCUCCACCUCGAAGCCCCAACCUCCAAGCGCAUGGGUGAUCGCAUGGGUGAUCCGUUUGGCAAGCCAGCCCCCAUCCCAGCUAUGGGCCCCAUCCCCCCAUCCGGAAUAAACAAAGCCACUCCUAUCACUCUAUCACUCUAUCUAAACAGGAUUCCUCCCAGAGACCAGGGACAAACGCCAGGCAACUUCCUUGCAACACUGCUUCCUCCCUCCACCCCCCAGCUCCCUUCAGAUCCCUUCACCUUUCUGUCCCCCAGUGAGUGACAGCCCUGGUGGCAGUCUCUACAGAUGCCCCCAUCCCCAGGGGCCUUAGGGUCCUUAAAAGGCAAGCGACCUUGAGAUAUUUCUGUUAACAUCCCCCCUCACACCCCACUUAGCACACUCCUAUCUGCUUCAGUCCGCAACGGUAAGCAUGGAUUUUCAUCAAGGGUGAUCAUCACACGGUAGGGGAAGCUCUUUCGUGGGCUUUUUCACUCUCUCUGUAGAUGCAGUCACAGUCAGUGACCUAUGCCCAGACAGCCUACACGCCCAGGUAAUGCCUUCCAGUCGUUCCCCCGCCCCGCCCCGCACGUCCAGACACACAAACGUCCCACCCUAGAUGUACUGACAGUCAGAAACCCCUGCCAUUCAUAUCAUCUCUUUUUUUUUUAAAGAUUUUAUUUAUUUAUUCGACAGAGA